Phialemonium atrogriseum is the source of this 2584-nucleotide messenger RNA. RefSeq lists its product as uncharacterized. NCBI's taxonomy places the organism in Eukaryota, Fungi, Ascomycota, Sordariomycetes, Cephalothecales, Cephalothecaceae. Gene Ontology annotation, molecular function: glycine-tRNA ligase activity; ATP binding. Gene Ontology annotation, cellular component: mitochondrion; cytoplasm. The transcript has 9 exons. Bases 71 to 2194 code for a protein of 707 amino acids. The record is from RefSeq and is a predicted model, not a curated record. Gene Ontology annotation, biological process: mitochondrial glycyl-tRNA aminoacylation.
UGACUGCUGGAGACAAAAUAGUUGCUUCCAGUGUUUGCCAAUUGCAUGUGACUCGCUUGUCGCCAACUUGAUGCGGACGCUCCUGGGCAAUCGCCUGCUUGGGGCCUGGCCCUCGAGCAAUGUUUCGACUUCGUUUGCUUCCUGUUCUCGUCGAACUCUGACCACUCGCCCGCCGCUGUUUCGUGCGCUUCCCCCAACAAGAACAUCCUCCAAGACGGCGACGACUACAACCACCACCUUCAAGGGCCAGCCACUUGACAAGGCUGCCCUCGAUGGCGUAUUGCGCAGGCGCAUGUUCUACACUCCCAGCUUUGAGAUCUACGGCGGCGUCUCUGGUCUCUUCGAUUACGGCCCACCAGGUACUGCCUUGCAGUCAAACAUCCUUGAUGUGUGGAGGAAACACUUCGUUCUCGAAGAGGACAUGCUAGAAGUCGACUGCAGCAUCCUGACCCCCCACGCUGUCUUCAAGACCAGCGGCCACGUCGAUCGCUUUGCCGAUUGGAUGUGUAAAGACCCAGAGUUUGGCGACAUUUUCCGUGCCGACCAUUUUGUCAAAGAUGUACUCGAGACCCGACUAAAGAGCGACAAAGAGGCGCGCAAGCAGGCCGUCGAGGAGAAGCCCAAGGAGCAGAAGCGAGAAAAGAAGAAGGUCAAAGGCCAGCAAAGCACAAUCAGACUCGAUGAUGCUGUAGUUAAGGAGUACCAGGAGGUGCUUGCGCAAAUCGACAAUUACAAUGGCGAGCAGCUGGGCGAGUUGAUUAGGAAAUACGACCUAAUAUGUCCCAAGAGUGGGCUGCAACCGACUGAGCCUAUGGCGUUUAACCUGAUGUUUGAGACCUCAAUUGGUCCAAGUAGCAAUUCACCUAGCUAUCUCCGUCCAGAGACUGCCCAGGGCCAGUUCCUGAACUUCGCUAAGCUUCUCGAGUUCAACCAGGGCGACAUGCCCUUUGCUUCCGCAUCUGCUGGCAAAGCGUAUCGUAACGAGAUCUCGCCGCGGGCCGGCCUACUGCGUGUCCGGGAGUUCCUGAUGGCCGAGAUCGAGCACUUCGUCGAUCCCGAAAGCGGUAAAACUCAUAGCCGUUUCGACGAGGUUAAAGAUAUCGAGCUCGACCUCCUCGAUCGCCAUGCUCAGCUCUCAGGCCAGACCACUGUAAAAAGAAUAUCUAUCGGGGAGGCUGUAAGGGAAGGUAUUGUGGAUAAUGAGACCCUCGGAUACUUCCUGGCCCGUAUAAAGCUAUUUAUGAAGAAGAUCGGUGUCGAUAUGCAUAAGCUACGAUUCCGCCAACAUAUGGCCAACGAGAUGGCUCACUACGCAUGCGAUUGCUGGGACGCAGAGCUUCUGACGUCGUCUGGUUGGGUGGAAUGCGUGGGCUGUGCUGACAGGAGUGCCUACGACCUGACGGUGCACAGCAAACAGACCGGCAAGCCACUCCUAGUACGGCAACAGCUCGAAAUCCCACGCACAGUCCAGGAAUGGCAGUGUGAAAUUUCCAAGAAGGAGUUCGGCCCGCUCUUCAAGAAAGACAGCAAGGCCAUCGAGGCUGUCAUAUUGGCGUCGACGCAGCAGUGUCGCGAGACUUGGGCCAAGGAGCUGCUGGAUACUGGCAAAGCUACCAUCGACGUCCCGGGCCUCGGCGGGGUUGAAGUCGGCAAGAAUCUGCUCUCAGUCGACUUCGUCGCUAGGACGGAGCACAUUCGCGAGUACACACCCAACGUUAUCGAACCGUCUUUCGGCAUCGGACGCAUUCUCUAUGCUCUCUGCGAGCACGUCUACUGGACUCGCGAGGGAAGCGACGAAGCUCGCAGCGUGCUCUCAUUCCCCACCGCAGUCGCGCCGACAAAGGUCGUCAUCUGCCCUCUGUCCUCGAACAAGGACUUCGCGCCGUACGUCGCCCGGCUGUCCAAGAAGCUGCGCGCUGCGACGAUCUCGACCCGCGUCGAUGACUCGGGCUCCACGAUCGGGAAGCGGUAUAGCCGAAACGACGAGCUGGGCACGCCGUUGGCCGUGACUAUCGAUUUCCAGACGUUAAAGGAUGGUGCGGUCACGCUGAGGGAUAGGGAUACGACGAGGCAGGUCCGGGCGGAUGAGGACACGGUGCUACGCGCGAUAAGAGAAAUGGUAGGGGGUGAGAAGACGUGGGGAGACGUGGAGAAGGAGUUGCCUGUCUUUGAGGGACAGGAGAUUGAUGUAUAACUAACUACAGGGAGCUGGCAGCAGUGAGGAUAUCACUGCUAUUAAGAAAGAAUAGUUCUCCUAACUGGCAGCUGAUGUCAGCAGGCGGAACGUUGGUGGGGCUAGAUCAUGUGCCAUUUUUCAAGGAGUCCGAAAGCGGCAUCUCGUCAAGUUAAUUGUACGAUUCUCGGCGAGAAACAGCUUCAUAGAUAUCGGAUAGACAGGGAAGGGAUAUUGUGAAGCUUAGGCCACACAAAGGAAACCGAUCUAUAAUCUGCUCCCGAACCAGGUUUUAGAAAAGCACACUCAAUCAGCUUCCUGCCAUCAUGUUGAUCAAGGAGAGCCACGUUGACGUGCAGACGAGUGUCAAUGGCAAGGAGAGUUCGAUGAGGAUCUUCCUUUUCCACCCUA